AUGGCGGGCCGCACCCCAGGUGAGUCUGGCGACUUGGAUCGCCCGAUUUCGCGAGUGGCAACUCCCGUCUACUCCGAGGAUGGACAUUCCCAGGACAACAACCGGGGCACCAUGCCCGUGAAGCUACCCAAGGUAUCCUUUGAGGAGUUGGCCGUUCGUUAUCGUCAAAACCAGCACAAGCAGACUAGUCGGAAGAGAUUGGAACACCGCCUGCAUGCCCUCAAGGUUUCAAUGGGUGUUUCGGCGCGCUUCGUCCGCGUCGGGUCGAUCGUCCAGCGAGGCUUGGUGGACCGACUCAAACAUGACGACAAGGCCAGUUUCAUUGCCCUUUAUCAUACCCUCGGUGAUCUGCAGGAGUCAUGCGAGUCUGCUUUUCGGCGCCACUUUCACCGGCAGGAUCCGUUGGAAGAAUGGUCGCCCAUCCGUGAGUCCGCCGUGGACCGUUCUCCGGACUUUUUCCUUCAGUUGAGUCCCCAAUCUAGGACCGAUCUUUUGGAUAUCCUGCACCUGGUCCGCACCGACCCUCAAUUUAUUCUGGAAAGGCUCAGGUCCUUGACCCCGACCCAAUUGGCCGCCUUGGUGUCAUCUACGGGCCCCUCAGGGGAGCCCGGUGAUAUGUCGUUCCCUUCAACGUCCCGUUCCCGGACCCAUUCCUCGUUGUCGAAGCGCUCCGCUUCUUCCCUUCUUUUUAAAGAUCGAGCCUUGAAUUUCGAGCGAACGGAUCCCCUGUCCACGGUGCUGUUCAACGUUUAUGCGUCCCCAUUGGAUUCAGAUGCUCCUGAAGCACAGCUCCGUUUGGAUGUUUGGUCCUCCGUCUGUGCCAAACUCAUAGCCGAUGGCGGUAACAAGUACGAUCCCCUCCUGGGCCACAUCCUGGGUUCCUGGGCCACAAGCAGUGAAUGGAAAGCGAAGCCCAAGUUUGAGCUCUAUCUUAUGGACGUCCUACAAACAGGCUCAUUCCUCCUGGAGCAUGUAGAAGCCCCUCCCGGCAUGAGCUAUGGUGCGGAGCCUCCAGACCCGUUAAGGACAGAGGUGGCCGAAGAAUUCUUCGCUUCUGCAGUCGAUGACUUGUUCCAGCUCCUGGAUGACCCAGAUGGAGGGCUUCCCCAUGGGGUGAUGCAACUAAGCAACGCUGUCUUGCAGAAAUUGGACCGCCAGGACGGCCGUGCCCGUUUCCUCGAGUUCUUGUUCGUCCAGUGGUUCUUCUCCAAGUUCCUCUAUGGUGCACUGACCUAUCCUGAGGCCCAUGGUCUCUUGCUUGAUUUCCAUAUCAGGAAUGACGCUCGAGAGAAACUCCUAGGACAGGUUGGCUUCCGUGCUUAUUCGCAAGUCUACGCUAUUCUUCAUUCAAUGCACCAUUAUUCUAUGGUUCGUUCCGCCGUGAGACGACAUGUUGAGAACAUGCUCUGCCGAUUCAGUAAUACAAAGUCUGACAAGAACGUUGACGUCCAAUCCUUUUCACGCGCGAAGCCUACCACUGGACGGGAAUCCCCGGCUGCAUUCCUCAUGCUCUCAGCUACUGAUAUCCUCACGCUGCUGAAUGCUCUCUUCCCUAGGACGCUUGCUUCUGCGUGCAGCUCUCCACUUUCAUCCUCGGGGGUGCCUUCGCCUGUCGGUUCUCUGGCCGCUCGAUCAGACCGCUCUAUAGCGUCCAUCAUUGAGCCAGGGUUUUUCAAGCCUGUUACUGACAGCAUCCCUAUUCGUGUUCCCCAGGACCGGACUAUCUUUGCCACCGAAAUGGCCUUCUUGUCAUCACCGGAGAAUUGCAUGAGCCGCAAUGCUGACAGGAUCCGUUUCGAAUUGUCAGACCUGAGUGAGCCCGAUGGCCGCACCACCCUGGAGCCGCCCGCAGGUGAAGAAUGGACUAUUUUCUCCAUGACACAGAACGGAAGACGUUUGACCUGGGGUCUUUUCCCCGAUACUGGACAGUUUAGCUUUCCGGAAAAUGCCUCUGUGGAUGACGUCCAGCCCACCACCUUGGGAAUGGAAGAUAACUUUGAAGCUCUCCAAACGGCCAUCGUGAAGCUGAUUCAGGAUCACCCUGCUGAUGAUGGUGCGGAGUAUGACUUACUAGAUCUCCAUGACUCUUCCCGGGGAGGCGUGCUAUCUCUUAAACAACGGUUCGAUAUGGCUAUGAAGCAUUGCCACCAUGACUCGGAUUUCAUCGGUGCCCACUACUGGUGGAAUGCCGGUCGACAGCUUCUUCGCAGCGUUGCGAAUUCUCCCUCCCGGCUGGCGGACGAUUCGUGGAUUCUCGAACCGAUGCACGCUUCUUGCGUCCGCUCACUUGCCACUUCACGGGCGGUUAUCGAUCGAUGCGAAACCGAUUUCGUUGCCCUCAACAGACACAUGCAACGGCUGCAGAGGGCCGUGAAGGACACGAUGGCUACGAUGGCCAAGCUCCGAGACAAGAUGUGGUACAUGACUGACGUAAAGAACUCUAUGAGAUACGAGGAUGCCAAAAAUGUUGCGCUGGCGUUGAAGACCAUGGCUCGUUCUGCCAACCCGACACCAAACGAAGGCCGGUCCCGCAGCAGACCGUUUGGAAGCUCUCUCCUCCAAAAACCGGAGCUACAAGUCAUGAACAUCAUGAAGGCACCAAGCAGUCAGGGACCCAACAAACUCUCGGAUGAACAGGUAGACCUGAUCCGCAAAUGGCUCUCCCACAACACCAUCGAUAAUUUCUGCAAAGGUGAGGAGCGAAUUCACCGGUUCUGCUACGAGGUCAAGACAAGUAUCAAUCGGCUAGUCGGCGAGACCAUGGCCGAAACCCCCGUGUUGUGGGCGAGCGAGUUGUAUCACAAAGAGCGGGCAAUGUAUGAGGGCUCCAGUAACCGAAAUUUCUUGAGCCUCUCCUCAAGCUUACGACCGUUCAACGUCUCGAGCGACGACUCCGCAUACUCAUCCCAGACCCAUGCAAAUACCGCUCGCCCACCAAACACCGUGUCCAAGUUCUCACAAGACUUACCGCCGCUGAACCCCAAAUCCUCUUUCCAAAGCUUGAUCUCAGAUAAGUGGAGGGGUCCUCGAGAACCCUCGAUUGCGGACGCAUCUUCCAUCGGCGGCUCUCCGGGGAGAGCUGCGUCUACUACUACGGGCGAUUCGUACAGCACAUUUUGGUCGACGCCACAUCAACCCGCACAUUAUGCACCCAGUGCCUCUAGCCUCUACUCUCGACCACCUUCGAUGUUUAGCGACAACGGCGCUCAGCCGUCCCGUCGCAAUGGUCGCAAGGCGCAUAGCAAAAUGGCUUUCCUGGAAGACCUGAAACAGACUCUGACGAGUUUGCUCUUAAGUGACCUCGGCUCCCCGGUGUGGAGCUGUGGGAGUGAAACUGAUGCUUGGUUCGGAGGGAAGCUGACGGACGAGAGAAUCCAAACACAGAUGAGGAAGCGAGCUCGCAUUCAGCAAUUCUACGCCGAGAGUGACGAGCGGUUAGUCCACCAUACCAUUAAUCGUACACCAUCCGACCGUCGGCGAAGCAGAUCUCUAGAGCCAUCAGAUCGCGCAACGCCUGGAGACGCCGAAAACGCGUGUCCAUCUACCACUGAAAAUCCUAUGGAGCCAAAUGACACGCACCAAUUCUCCUACGACUCUGUCUUCCGGCGCCUGCUUGAGGUCUUCUCGCGGCACGGGAAUCCUUGCGUCAAGUUGAAGGCGCUGCGGGACCUGCGGGCUCUAGUCGUUGCAUCCUUGAAUUCCGAGAAUGAUGACGCAUGCCAUUUCAAUGCGACUGAACCCCCUCGUCCACGAGGUCGUACUCCAGGAUCUCGUGUCAAAAGAAGUGCUCGUCAUAGCUUUUCGGAAUCUCAGGCCAAGCGGAGUCACGGCCAGGACAUCUCUCAUACUCCAACCUCACCUGCCGCCGAGUCUGUCAUCUUUGAUUCUCGGCCUUCCGACUACUGUGCACCCACCGAGAACCAGAUUGUGGAUGCUCUGCGUAGCCUCCUCAUGGAGGUGAAACCAAAGACCCUCUUCCGUGAUCUGCAGUUUAUCUCGGCAUUUGUUCCAGGGGAGACCCUGAACAAGACUGACAGCGGGACUGCAUUCUUGCAGUUUGGCUUGGCAGCCUUGAGCCUCAAAGACGAGGUCUGUAAUAGCAUGGUCGAGAUCGCCGAUAACAUUGUAUCUCAGGAAUUCAGCCGGCGCCAUCUGCCUGGGUCGGAGCAAGCUCCUCGACCGGGAAACACUCUUUUAGAUGCCGCCAAAAUGUGGAUCAUCACGGCCAAGGAAGGCAAUCCAGUUGCCCAACGGGAACUGGCCAUUCUCUACCUCACUCAUCCUGAACUCCUCCCGCCUGUGACGCUACCCCUCACUCUGAUGCGAGACACAUAUAAAGCGGAGAUGAUGUAUCGCCGCGAUAAGGACUCCAAGUCCGACCCGCAGAGCAUGUGUCUGGCACUGCACUGGAUGCAGCUGUCGGCCAACGGCGGGGACGAACUCGCGCGAAACCGGCUUCGUGAGCGGGAAGAGUUCGAGUCUAUUGCAUAA
Aspergillus ibericus CBS 121593 is the source of this 4491-nucleotide messenger RNA. RefSeq lists its product as uncharacterized. The transcript is spliced from 3 exons. Lineage: Eukaryota; Fungi; Ascomycota; Eurotiomycetes; Eurotiales; Aspergillaceae. The coding region runs from base 1 to 4491 and encodes 1496 amino acids. The record is from RefSeq and is a predicted model, not a curated record.